UUAGGGCUUUGCUUGAGAUGGGGAGUGCUGUCUAUGGCGGCAUUGCGGUGAGUAGGAUCCGGGGAGUCGCGGCGGCCGUCGGCAGCGGCAGAUUCAAGCCGGAGUCUUCGAUCUACUGCAAAUGCCGGGCUUACAAUGGCGACGGGAGCAGUGGGAAUGGCGGGAAUGGUGGGAAUGGAGGCGACAAGAGGCCCCCCCAGGAUGCGCUUCUCAGGGCGCUCUCAGAGGUGUCCAAGCGCGAUGGUCGAGUGGGGAAGACUCUCAAUGUCGUGAUUGGAGGCUAUCUUCCUGAGGAUCAAUGGAAGGCAUUGGACGAACGGGUGAAUCUCUACCCGAUGGUGAGGAGAUUCACAGCGAUUGGGAGAGGAGGCGACGAUUUCGCGCAGGCGAUGGUGGUUGCCGUGGAGACUGUUCUUCAGUCUCCAAUUCCACGGGCCUGGGUUUCCAAGAGAUUGUCGUCCAGAGGCAAGUAUAUAUCCGUGAGAAUCGGCCCCGUCGUGGUGAAUUCCGGAGAUCAAGUUCGAGCUGUCUAUAACGCGAUGAGACGGGACGUGCGAAUGAAAUACUUCUUGUAGCUCUUCGAUCCAUUUAUAAGAAUCCAUCCCAAGGAGCCUCGCGCAUUCGUUUGAGUUGUACAUAGAAAAAAAAGAAGCUUUCGCUCGCUUGGAUGGAAUUGAACCGGCGACCUGGAGAGUCUGACAAGUGUCGCAACCGCGUAUCGCUAGAUCAGCAGUCAAUGUGGAAACCCGGCAUUUCAAAUUUGCUCGAUAGGGUUCCAAGGC
Messenger RNA from Selaginella moellendorffii, 782 nucleotides. RefSeq lists its product as uncharacterized. Bases 18 to 575 code for a protein of 185 amino acids. NCBI's taxonomy places the organism in Eukaryota, Viridiplantae, Streptophyta, Lycopodiopsida, Selaginellales, Selaginellaceae. The record is from RefSeq and is a predicted model, not a curated record. The transcript is spliced from 6 exons.